AUGCGCUGGUCCGCCGUAGCCCUGGCUGGGCCCCUGCUACAGGCCGCCCUGUCCGCAGCGUCCAGUCUCACGCCGCCUGUUCUUCCGUUGACUGUGAGAAACCCAUACUUCAGUACUUGGUUGGCUAACGCUCGGGACGUUCCCUGGUCGAAAUGGCCAAUUUUCUGGACCGGCGAAGAAAUUGGCUUCUCGUUGCUAGCUCAGGUACCCAGUGCAGGCAUUGUGUAUCCACUGCUUGGACGCCCACAGGACUCUCUGCGGAAAGAUAGCGGUGCCAAGUACGCAAUCGACUACCCGAUCUAUGAAGGAGCUACAUAUGAUGCAUCGACCACCAAUCUGACUUACACCCUUCCCAUCGCCCACCGCGAGCUGGAAAUAGUCCUGUCCUUUCUCUCUCCAAUUACACCUACAUCGACUCUGCGGCAGUCGAUUCCAGCAUCCUACCUCAAUGUAUACGUCACUGGUAACGUCGAUGUCAAUGUGUACAUCGAUCUAAACGGGCAAUGGGUUAGUGGUGACCGAGGAUCACAGCUUGUUUGGAAUUUCGACCAUAUCAAUGCUCAAAGCGGAGCAAAGAAAUUAAAGAAAUGGCAAUUUUCGCGUCAAAAUGAGUUGCUGGUCUCCGAGUUUGCGGACCGAGCUGAAUGGGGUACCUUGCAUUUUGUCGCACCCGAGGAUGUUCGUCAUGAGUCUGGGACGUCUGCAAUACUGCGAGAUCGUUUCGCUCGCACAGGUACUCUAGAAGACGCUGUAGACACCCGCUUCCGGUCCAUCAUGGACGAAGAACCAGUAUUCGCAUUUUCCAAACAUUUCGCUCUCAACACCACCCACUCAUCGACAAAAUCCGACUCGGUACAGUUCACCAUAGCUCACACUCAGGAUAUUGUCAUCCAAUAUGCUUCCGCGCGGGGAUUGACUUACAUGCGACCUUUGUGGAAAUCAUGGUUCAACACGAAUGACGAGUUAUUGGAAUUUCAUUACGAUGACUUUGCGGAUGCUAAUACCCUGGCGUCCAAUUAUUCAGCUCAACUGGCUGUGGAUGCAUACAAGUCGGGUGCUGAUGACUACGUGGACAUUGUCACGCUUUCUGCCCGCCAGGUGCUAGGUGCUACCAGUUUUGCCGGAACUGCAGAGAAUCCCCUCCUGUUCUUGAAGGAGAUCUCAUCUGAUGGCAACACGCAAACGAUUGAUGUCAUCUAUCCUGCGUUCCCCUUCUUCCUAUAUACCAGUCCUCGUUGGAUGGCCUAUCUGCUUGAGCCAUUGAUUGAACACACAUUGAGCGGGCAGUAUCCAAACAAAUACGCCAUGCAUGAUCUGGGAACACACUUCCCAAAUGCGACAGGACAUUCCGAUGGAAGAGAUGAAUAUAUGCCAGUCGAGGAGUGCGGAAAUAUCUUGAUCUUGGGUCUUGCGUUGGUGAAUUCAUUGCGAUACAGCGAUGACCAGGAGUCAAUCUCUCUAUGGGCUGCUCAAGGUGCUGUGACUCCGGAGACAAUUUAUGACCAGGCAUUCCCUUUCACUCUGGCGGACCUUCAGACAAUCUCCGAGAUAGACCAUCAAGAUGGUAAAUGGGGUGGAGAGGGACGUGGUGCAAAGCAUGCCCGUCAGUGGGUUCAACGAAGCUACAAUUUGUGGAAGCAGUGGACAGGUUACCUCGUAGAUUUCUCACUAGAGCCGGAGAAUCAACUGUCCACCGAUGACUUUGCAGGAUGGCUUGCUCUCCAAACGAACCUUGCCCUAAAGGGCAUCAUUGGCAUCAAUGCCAUGAGUCAAAUCGCAGAUAUCGCAGGCGAGGCGUCAGACGCAGCCUAUUUCAAGCGCAUUGCGGACGACUAUAUUAUAAAAUGGGAAGAAUUUGGUAUGUCCCGUGAUGGCUCGCAUGCCAAAUUGGCAUACGAUUGGUAUGGUUCAUGGACUACUUUGUACAACAUUUAUGCGGACGCACAACUCUGCUUCCAUCUGGAUGGCGCAGACGACAUAUAUGAUGGGUUGCUCCAGACACCGCUGUCAACCCAGAAGCGUGGCUUUGUACCAAGGCACAUUUACCAGAAGCAAUCAAACUGGUACCAUUUCGUCCGACAGAGAUAUGGUCUGCCUCUUGACAGUCGUCAUUUAUACACCAAGACUGACUGGGAAUUCUUUUCCAUGGCCGUUGCCAGUGAACAAGUCCGCAGCGAGAUCCUAGAGUCUGUAGCCACUUGGGUGAACGAGACUGCGACUGAUCGACCAUUUACUGACCUCCAUGAGACCGAAGGGAAUGGCGGAUAUCCCGGUAUAUUCUUCAUUGCACGUCCUGUCGUUGGAGGCCAUUUUGCAUUUUUGGCUCUACAGCGAGCUUGUGGUGGCAGAGCAAUGGAUGGUCUGUCAUUUUUGAACGACGUUGACCCCGAAUCGGAUACUGUCGCAGCAGCAGCAGCCUCCGAGUUCAAUCGUAUGUUACGGCCGUCAUUGAAUGGAGAGCUAUGA
Molecule: messenger RNA, 2466 nt
Organism: Talaromyces amestolkiae
Lineage: Eukaryota; Fungi; Ascomycota; Eurotiomycetes; Eurotiales; Trichocomaceae
Exons: 5
Coding region: 1-2466 (821 amino acids)
Source: RefSeq, a predicted model, not a curated record